This is a messenger RNA of Arachis stenosperma, 2421 nucleotides long. Its product is annotated as U-box domain-containing protein 35-like. Gene Ontology annotation, molecular function: protein kinase activity; ATP binding. The transcript is spliced from 8 exons. The record is from RefSeq and is a predicted model, not a curated record. The coding region runs from base 1 to 2421 and encodes 806 amino acids. Gene Ontology annotation, biological process: protein phosphorylation. NCBI's taxonomy places the organism in Eukaryota, Viridiplantae, Streptophyta, Magnoliopsida, Fabales, Fabaceae.
AUGUCAAGGUCGUUGUUAGCAGAGAAGAUCGGAGCAGCAGGGCGGGUGGUGGCGGUGGCGAUUGAGAACAACAAAACAAGCCAGGAUGCAGCAAAAUGGACAGUUGAUAAUCUUCUUCCAAAAGACCAAGUUCUCGUACUUAUCCAUGUUAGACAACAAGCAUCUUCCAUUCGCUCACCAUACGGAAACCUUUUACCCGUUAAUGGCGACGAUGAUCUGGGAAGAGCAUACAGGCAACAAAUGGAGAAUGAAACCAAAGAGCUUUUCGGCUCAUUUCGUGUCUUCUGCAAUAGAAAAAAUAUACAAUGCAAAGAAAUCUUGCUGGAAGACACGGAUAUACCUAAGGCGAUAAUAAAUAGCAUUACAUCCUAUUCCAUUGAACUUUUAGUACUUGGAUCAUCAAAGAGCAGCUUUCUCAAAAAAAUCAGGGGUGCGGAGGUUCCAAACCAAGUAUCGAAAGGGGCACCACCAUUCUGCACUGUGUACGUUAUUAACAAAGGAAAAAUCUCAACUGUGAGAUAUGCAACUGCUCAAUUAACUGUUAGACCCCGUAACAGCAUAUUGCCGCUGCACUCUACUCAGUCUCCGUCUCCAUCUGAGUCUUACUCUGAGUCUCAGUUCUUCAGUGCUGAAAGAUUCGAUUCGCGGCUGACACGCAACCACCCUCCACGACCACUGGAGAAACCUGGAUACCAUGGACGGCAGUCCUUGGAGGACUUCUCAAGCCCAAUCAACAAACUUGGUAGACCAGAGCCCAAACCAUAUGAACCUUCGAUGACUCAAUGCGAUAUCUCAUUCGUGAAUGGAAAGCCAGGGGUUGAUAAGUUGUUCUCUUUAUUGUAUGACGAAAGUGUGGACGAUGGAGCUCCCCCUCGUCUUUCUUUGGGAUCCGACUUUGGAGUUAACCUUCUCGACUGCGCUUUCACUUCACAAGAGACAGCUAAUUUUAGCGACGGAUACUCUUUUAAUUCACAGGACAGUGGAGCAUCAUCAAGCCUAGCUAUUUUGGAUGAAGUGGAGACUGAAAUGAGAAGACUUAAGCUAGAACUUGAGCAGUCAAUGGAUGUGUAUAGCACAGCAUGCAGGGAGGCUUUGGUAGCAAAGCAAAAGGCAUUGGAGCUUCGUAAUUUGAAAAUGCGAGAAUGGAAGAAGUUUCACGGGGAGCAAACUGCUGAAAAAGCAGAGUUGGAAUUAGCUACUAAGGAGAAAGAAAAGUGUAGAGCAGCCUCGAAUGCAGCGGAAGUAUCUAGAAAAAUAGCAGAGUUGGAGGCUAAGAAAAAAAUGAAUUGUGGGAUGAGAAUGAGAGCAGAAGCGGAGCUAAAGCAGUCGGGAGAGGGUUUGUUAUACGGGGGUUCUGCGAGGUAUAGAAGAUACACGGUUGAGGAAAUUGAAGCAGCGACAAAAGGCUUCUCCAACGCUCUCAAGGUGGGUGAAGGAGGUUAUGGGCCAGUGUAUAAGUGUGAACUAGAUCACACACUAGUUGCAAUCAAAGUACUUAAGACAAAUGCAUCUCAAGGAUGGUCACAGUUUCACCAAGAGAUUGAGGUGCUAAGCUGCAUAAGGCAUCCACACAUGGUUCUCCUGCUGGGAGCGUGUCCGGAGAUUGGAUGCCUAGUGUACGAGUACAUGGCUAAUGGAAGCUUAGACGAUUGCCUGUUCCACAGAGGCAAUGCACCAGUGCUCCCAUGGCAGUUAAGAUUCCGAAUUGCUGCAGAGAUUGCAACUGCCCUUCUUUUCCUCCACCAGACAAAGCCGGAGCCACUGGUGCACCGUGACUUGAAACCUGGAAACAUUUUGCUUGAUCGCAACCUGGUGAGCAAGAUUGGUGACGUCGGGUUAGCAAGGCUUGUCCCUCCUUCGGUUUCAGACGUUGUCACACAAUAUAGACUCACAUCAACUGCAGGAACUUUCUGCUACAUUGAUCCCGAGUACCAGCAAACAGGGAUGCUUGGAGUCAAGUCUGAUAUUUACUCACUGGGAGUCAUGCUUCUUCAGAUCAUAACUGCAAGGUCACCAAUGGGUUUGACUCAUCAGGUUGCGAAAGCCAUUCAGAGAGGCACUUUUGCUGAAAUGCUUGACCCUGCUGUUGAGGAUUGGCCAAUUCAACAUGCCUUGCAUUUUGCAAAGAUUGGCCUCAAAUGUGCAGAGAUGAAAAGAAAAGAUAGACCUGAUCUUGCAAAAGUUGUAUUGCCUGAGUUAAACAAGCUCAGACAGUUUGCUGAAGAAAACACGCCUAUGAUGAUGUUUGGUGUUGGCGCAGGAUCCGCUUCUCGCUCUACAACAACUUCCUUAUUUCAAGACACCAGUGAAACUCAAUCGUUCUCUGAAAUCUCUGAAAGUAGCCUCUCAAGCACGCCCUCAAUCGAGAAAAUUGAAAGUUCCGGGCUUGAGGCGGAAGUUACACUUGGCAUGCGCUUUUAA